CGGCGAUUGAACAGCAGAACUGUCUCUUUAAGAGACACCCGGCCGGAAGCUGCGAAUGCGCGCGCACUUUGACGACGAGGAAGAAAACAGAGAACAGCGUGAAACAUUACCUGAGACGUCACGGGCAGCAUUCAGAUGAUGGCAGUUCAAAUGCUGACGGUUGGAGGAGAUGUGCUGGUGUUCCAGUGCAAGACCGUAAGCUCCAGAAGCCGAGAUCAGCGUCGAGGCUCAGAGGUCACUUUCUACAGCUUGACCUUUAACCCUGACACUCGGAGCUUCUUCAGGAAAGAUCACACCAUGUACCCGCUGCACAGAGACGGCUCUGCUGAAUCACACAUCGUUCACUGUUCCUGCGCUCUGGAUGUUGGACAGAGAAGAAAAGUGCCGUGCGUUCUGCUCAGACUGUGCCGGAAGAGAUCGUCUGCUUUCAAAUACACGCUGUACUCUGUAAACAGUCUCACAGAUGCCAAGCUUCGUGUGGACUUUGUGUUGCCAUAUGAGAUGAGAGAGAAUAUUUCGAUAGUACAAGGCCCUACGCUGGUGUGGUGUCAUGAAAACACAGUCUGCUACGUAUGUUCACAGACUCCUGGAGUGAAGGAGCUUCCCGUACCCAUGACUGUUAGGUUUAUCGGGGGAUUGCCUCUCCGUCUGAGGAAACUGGUGGUUCUGGGGAGCCCAGUUGUGUCUAAAGAAGGCCUGAAUGAAUCGCUCAGUGUCACGGGGUUGAAGAACACGCUGUACUUCAUGGAAGAUGAGAGAACUUUAACUGGAGACUGUCUGGUACCCGAUGCCUACAGUUCUGUGAUUCAGUGCAUGGCCGUGUUGUCGGCUGAUGAGAUGGGCGGUUCUGUGCGAUCUGCUGUGCUGGUGGCCACGAGCAUGAAGCAGCUGGUGUAUUUUGAGAACGCUGUUCCUCUGGAUGUUUGUCUUCUGCCGUACGAGCAUCCUCAGAGCAUCCGGACGCUUCACACUGUCAGAAACGAUCUCUUCAUCAUCACCUUCAGUCAGGGGAACGUCUGUGCCGUGUGGAAAGACUCGUUCCAGGUGGGCUGCUGUUGGACUGAUGUGCGUGUGCCGCUGGUGGAUGAUUUUCUGGGAUGCGGGACGGAUCAGAUCCUCCUCGUGUUUGAAGAGCCGAGGUCUUCUGGAGAGUUGCUUAGCAACUUCCUCCUCACCGAUCUGUGUGGCAUCACAUAUUCGUGUGGACGAGCAGACAGCGAUGUCUCGAGUGCGUCAGACACAGCGCAGGAACACCACCUGCUCACCGUCAGAGCUUUAGAGUCCAGACUACAGAGCGGUCUGAACUUUCUUGAGGAUCUUCAGAGGGAUGUAGAUGUUAAAGACAGACUCUUACAUCAUGUGUUAGUGGCUUUGACUGAUCUGACAUCAGGCAGAAAACAUGCGAUCUCCUCUCCAGCACAGGAGGGUCUUGUGUCUCUGUGGGAUGAAGAUGAGGAUGAUGAGGUGCACGUCUCUGAUGAACAGAUGCCGACUGAACGUGACGAAGCUCCAGUGAAGGUGCUCAGAGUUUGGCAGAGAGUCAUCGGGGAGAGUUUGGUCUGUGGCAUCGUCAUGGCAACCACAAAUGACACGUGUGUAAGGAACAUGAGCGCUUCAGUGUUAGCAGAAUGUCCUGUAGCCGUGAAGAGCAGGAGUUUCAUGCAGCGCAGCUCCACAUCAGACGCGAGCGAGCGCUGUCAUCCACCGCCUGAGAAGAACAUCAGACAUUCUGCGGACAUCAUCAUCACAUCAACAUUCACUCUACUGACAGUCACUGAUCUCAAUCCAUUAUUCACCUCCAGCAGUGGCACAUAUCCCAUCAUACUCCAUUACUGCACACUGACCUCAGCUCGAGUCUCUCAUCACUGCGGACAGAUCUCAGUGGACAUCAAAGAUCUUCACACGGGGAAGAUGAAGCCACGGCUUCCACAGGACACUAAGCUCAAUACAGAAUCCAGAGAUGAUCAUCUCAGUCUGAUGGCCAUGAUGGACUCGUGGUGUUUUCUCAUCGAUGGCUGUGAUCACACGCUGGCUGAUGUUCAGGGUUGGUUGCGGGAUGAGCUGCACGCUGAGCGACUGGAGGCGGAGCCAAACUACGCCGCACCCCCUUCUGCUCUACUGCUCUUUCAUUGGGUGCGGAAAACACCUUUCCAGGGGCUCUUAACAGUACACUACAGAGACGAGCUGGAUUUGCUGAGGUUUCUGAACUCACUGUGUGAUUUUCUGCCUGCAUCGCAUCACGUGAAGCUGGUCGGGACCCCGAGGUCUCACGGACGUUGUGGAGGUCUGUCACAGACUUUAGAGGCGGAGCUACAGAGCAUCACACAGGCCGUGUCUUCUGUUCUUCAGUGUGAGGAGAGAGGAGUAAAGAGGUGCUCCUCAGACACCUCCUCUGAGACCCUGCAGAGAUUAAGAGAGGAGCGGCAGACAGAGAUGGAGAGGUACAAUAGAAGACUGCGACCCCUGGUGGACGCCGCGCGCUACUGCAGACUCAUGGAGAGCUUGAUUCGCACGCAGAUGAACGGUGAUGUAGUCGCUCUGAGAGAAGCACAGACAGAUUUCCCCCGUCUGUAGAUUGAGGGUGAGACGAUCCGUCCUGGAGUAGCGAUAUGAAGUUUAUGUCUGAUAAUCUUCAUCUGCGUUGCAACUUUUAAAUCUCAUGUCAGAGUCACAAACUAACUAAGAUGCAAGAGACCAGUUUCAUUCUGUCAUCAUUUAUUCUCUCUCGUGUGUUUGUACAUCUGUAUGCGAGUCUUUCUGCAGUGAAACACAAAAGAAGAUAUUUUGAGAAAUGCCUCAGUGGUUUUGUGUUCAUCAGUGGGGUUCAGUGUUGUUUGAUGGUCAACAUUCUUCAAAAUAUCUUCUUUUGUGUUCUAAAGAAGAAAGACUCAAACAGGUUUGACGUCAGGACAAGGGAGAGUAAACGAUGACAGAAUUCUCAUUUUUUGCUGAACUGUGCCUUUACAAAGACUUCGAUCUCAUGAAAUGUGUUAAACUUCUCUCUUCGUGUUCCUCAGAGAAGAUGUUUGAAGGUUUUUAUUUUCACAGGGGAAAACGACGCGUGAAAAGUUUGUCCUCACUGGCGUCUUUCAGUUUUCAUGGGUUUUCAUGAGCUUCAGCGGACUCCUCCCGAGACUCUUUUAAUGUUUCUGUGACAUUUCUACAUGAAACACUUAAGCUUCUCUCAUUCUCAGAGGUCUCCCUGUGCGUCGUCGUCUUCAGAGAAACACGUGUUUUCUGUUCAGCCCUGCAGAGAAACCAGCUUUACCUUCCUUCAGUUUAACAAACUCCACCGCCAGCAUUAACAUCAACGUUUGUGGAAAACCUUUUUCAUUUCCGCUCUGCUGCUCUUGGUCAGAGAAAUGAGAUUCAAUUAAAUCUGAAGGUUUUCCUUACGAAAACAUGUCUGUUUUUUAGUCUUUUUUAUUACAAGUAUGCCGUUAUAUUUUGCAAACAGAACAUGAAAACUUUAUUUGUUCUAGUAAUAUUUAAGAUCGUUUUUUUCAUGACAGUUUAAUUACUCACCCCGUGUGAAGCUUUCCCAUGGAUUUAUUCCAGAAACACGUUUUUUGGGUGUAUUGAUCACAGUUUGUAUAACCACAGUUUUGCAAAUACCAUGGUACAGCUAGGGUUACUAUGGUAAAACCAUGGUUAAUGUGUGGUUACCAUGAUACUGUCAAGAAAAAUGUUGGGUCAACUUAAAGUGACAGUUCACCUAGAAAUUAUAAUUCUGUCACCAUUUAGUUGUUCUAAACCUGUAUAAAUGUCUU
Molecule: messenger RNA, 3770 nt
Organism: Triplophysa rosa
Lineage: Eukaryota; Metazoa; Chordata; Actinopteri; Cypriniformes; Nemacheilidae
Gene: fancb
Product: FA complementation group B
Exons: 9
Coding region: 136-2574 (812 amino acids)
Biological process (GO): negative regulation of double-strand break repair via homologous recombination; replication-born double-strand break repair via sister chromatid exchange; interstrand cross-link repair
Cellular component (GO): Fanconi anaemia nuclear complex
Source: RefSeq, a predicted model, not a curated record